GGGAAUAUCAAUUUACUGUUUGCCUGUUUUAGCUGUUACCAUGGCAGAAGCUCAUCUAUUAUUAAUCAUUUGGGUGUCUAGUUUUUGUACUCGGGGUAUUUUCAGUUCAUUUUGACACGUCAAUGGGGAUAUUAUUGUUUGAUAAUUGCAUACUACGAUGGCUGAGGCUGAAAGAGCACGUCUGGCUUUUCUGAAUGGGAUGUGAAACAUGUGAGACAUUCUUGUAUUUCAAUGGAGGGGCCAAAAGUGAAACAGGAGAAAGAAAAGGCUGGGAAGACAGUUAGGUUUAGAGUAGCAUCUGCCAACAGCGGCCGGAUCUUAACGGAGGUGUUCAAGGAUGAAACGGCCUGGUUUGGGUCGGUGUCAGACUCAGUGGACUCUGACUGCACCAGCAGCCCAGAGGCAGAGCAGGGGAGCCCACCUCCCAUCAGUGAGGCCAACAGCCAUCUGAGCGGUCUGGUGGUGGAGACUGUUCAUGACGAGAAUGGCUCUGAACCUGAUGACCUGCUUUUGUACGCCAGUGCCAAGAGGGAGAUGCUCUUCACCAACAAAAGGAUCAAUAUCUGCAGCAAAAAUGGGACCAUACGAGGAGUGAGGAAUAAAGUGAGCGCAGGCCAAGUGCUUUUCAACAACCUGUCCAACAUGUACGCCGAUUCCCUUCGUCAACAGAACAGUAGACCCUGGGAAAAGGAGUAA
Larimichthys crocea (large yellow croaker) is the source of this 696-nucleotide messenger RNA. RefSeq names its product glutaredoxin and cysteine rich domain containing 1 b (gene grxcr1b). Bases 232 to 696 code for a protein of 154 amino acids. The transcript has 2 exons. Lineage: Eukaryota; Metazoa; Chordata; Actinopteri; Sciaenidae. Gene Ontology annotation, biological process: sensory perception of sound. The record is from RefSeq and is a predicted model, not a curated record.